AACCGGAGGCUUCUAAACAACCUUCCCACCUUCCCGGUCUGCUGUGGUCCGUUCUCCUUUGGCAACCUCUGGUUGAGCGGGGCUCCGCCUGGCCUCUACUUCUCACGGAGGCUGCCAACUCCCGCGCAGCCAUGGCAGAGUUGGGCCUAAAUGAGCACCAUCAAAAUGAAGUUGUUAAUUAUAUGCGUUUCGCUCGGUCAAGAAGAGGCUUGAGACUCAAAACUGUAGAUUCCUGCUUCCAAGACCUCAAGGAGAGCAGGCUGGUGGAGGAGACCUUCACUGCGGACGAGGUCUCGGAAGUCCUGCACGGGCUGCGGGCCGUGGUGCACAGUGAGGUGGAGUCUGAGCUCAUCAACACGGCGCACACCAAUGUGCUGCUCCUGCGGCAGCUCUUCGCACAGGCGGAGAAGUGGUACCUCAAGCUGCAGACAGACAUCUCUGAACUUGAAAACAGAGAAUUAUUAGAACAAGUUGCAGAAUUUGAAAAAGCAGAAUUUACAUCUUCCAAUAAAAAGCCCGUCAUAGAUGUCACAAAGCCGAAACUCGCCCCACUUAACGAAGGCGGAACAGCGGAACUCCUAAACAAGGAAAUUGUAAGACUUCAAGAAGAAAACGAGAAAUUGAAGUCAAGGCUGAGGACCCUCGAAACACAGGCUACGGCUGCGCUGGAGGAGAAGUCGAAGCUGGAAAGCGCACUGCACGGUUUGCAGCUCGAGCAAGGAAACCAGCAGGAUUUUAUAAAGGCCCAAGACUUGAGUGACUUGGAAAACACAGUUGCCACUUUAAAGAGUGAGUUUCAGAAGACGCUGAGUGACAGGACUGAAAACCAGAAGUCCCUGGAGGAGAGUCUGGCAACAGCCAAGCACGACCUGCUCAGGGUUCAGGAGCAGCUGAGCAUGGCCGAAAAGGAAUUAGAGAAGAAAUUCCAGCAGACAGCAGCGUACAGAAACAUGAAAGAGAUUCUAACCAAGAAGAAUGACCAGAUCAAAGACCUGAGGAAGAGACUGGCAAAAUAUGAACCUGAAGACUAAAAACUGAAGGUUUCCUUUGAAGCUGCCGUACAGAACAUGAACCUACGUGCUAUUCCUCACCUCGGGCAUGUGUUCUGAAGCAGAUGGUUAUAUCCCCUGUGUUUCUAAUACUCAGACUUUGCUUCUACCUUUUCAAACUAGAGUGCCUGUUUUCAGGUGUCCAGUCGAGGAGAGAGAAAACCUGAUUCUGCGAGGCUGUCCUGAACUCCUCUCUGCCGCGUGCUGCAGAGUCUUAGUUCAGAUGCACUGAGAAUUCUUUACAGUAGAGAAGAGACUUUUAGAGUGGGAAGAAGGUCCUGCCCUUCUGCAUUAGUGUGGAGAGUACGCCUCUGUAGUAAGUACCAAAGCCAGCGGUACCUGUACGCAUUCCGCAGGGCAAAUGCAAGUGUAGUGUUAUGAAAGGUAGUUAUUACAAAUAAACUUUA
Molecule: messenger RNA, 1456 nt
Organism: Artibeus jamaicensis (Jamaican fruit-eating bat)
Lineage: Eukaryota; Metazoa; Chordata; Mammalia; Chiroptera; Phyllostomidae
Gene: LZTFL1
Product: leucine zipper transcription factor like 1
Exons: 10
Coding region: 132-1031 (299 amino acids)
Biological process (GO): negative regulation of protein localization to cilium
Cellular component (GO): cytoplasm
Source: RefSeq, a predicted model, not a curated record